CCUUGUGUCAGUACUUCAAGGACUGGACACACACACAGACACGCUGUUGGUGGCGGUAACUCCAGAAGAGCGAAGCGAAGAGAAUAUUUAACAGAGUAGAAGUGCAGAGACUCUCAAAGGACGCCUCUUCCGCGCACCGCCCCUGGAAGCUCGUGGCUCUCUGUCUAUCCGACUGUGUGUGUGUGAGAGAGAGAGUGUGUGUGUGUGUGCGCGCGUGUGCGUGCCUGUGCUCUGUUCCGUGCUGAAGGGGAAAGUUUGGCUUGGAGUUGCCGUGCCGCUGGAGGAACAGUAGUGGACUUAAUUUCCCUUCCUGCGAGAGGAGAGGAGAGGAGAGGAGAGGAGAGGAGCAGAGCCCCGUGUGGACUUAAGCUCUCUGGCCCUUUUUUUUCCCUCUUUUUUCUUUUUCUUUUUGUGUUUUUUUUUUGUUGUUGCGAACUCUGGGAUUUGGAUUGGGAAACCACAAUAAGAGGUAGAGAUGGACAGGUGGGCGGUGAGUCUCGUGAUGGGGCUCCUCACUCUUGCCCUCUGGUCAACAAGUCCAGCAAACGGAGCGAACCACUGUCUGACAGCCAAGAAUGAGACCUGCUCCAUAUGCCUCCAAACAGGAAAGGGCUGUGGAUACUGCGCAGAUGAGGUCUUUACCGCUCCUCGAUGUGACCUGGAAAACCAUCUGACAGACCUGAAGUGCCGUACGAUAGUGACUGCACAGAGCUCCAUGUCCAUAGAGGAGAACAAGGCCAUCGAUAUGAACCUGAACUACGCCCAGGUGACGCCUCAGAGGAUGAGCAUGACCCUGCUGCCCGGCGAGGAGCGCGAGGUGGCGUUUGAGGUCUUUGAGCCCAUCGAGGGGCCCCUGGACCUCUACAUUCUCAUGGACUUCUCCAACUCCAUGUCCGACGAUCUGGACAACCUGAAGAAGAUGGGGGAAGAGCUGGCAAAGCGGGUAGACAAGCUCUCUAAAGACUUCACCAUCGGCUUCGGCAAGUUUGUGGACAAAGUCACUGCACCGCAGACGGAUAUGAGACCGUCCAAAUUGAAGGAGCCUUGGACCAAUAGCGACCCUCCCUUCUCCUUCCAGAACGCCAUCAAGCUGACAAGCAACAUCACCUCCUUCCGUGAGAAGCUGCAGAGGGAGCGCAUAUCUGGCAACCUGGACGCUCCAGAGGGAGGCUUCGACGCCAUCCUGCAGACUGCUGUCUGUGAGUCGGAUAUCGGCUGGCGGAACGAAGCCACCCACCUGCUGGUCUUCUCCACGGAGUCUGCGUUCCACUACGAGGCCGACGGCAUGAACGUGCUGUCGGGCAUCCUGCCCCGCAACGACGAGGCGUGCCACCUGAACACCAACGGCACCUACACCCACUACAAGGAGCAGGACUACCCAUCAGUGCCCACACUGGUGCGGCUACUGGGCAAGCACAACAUCAUCCCCAUCUUCGCCAUCACCCAGCACUCCUACUCCUUUUACGAGAAGCUGGCUACAUACUUCCCCAUUGCUGAAUUAGGGUUACUUGAGGAGGAUUCUACAAACAUCCUGGACAUUCUGGAGAAUGCCUUUCAGAGUAUCCGUUCAAAGAUAAACAUCCGAGCUGAAGACAGGCCGAAAGCCAUGCAGACGACCAUCCUGUCAGCCAGUGGCCAGAUCGCAGAUUCUGGAACCUUCCGUCUUCCGCCUGGAGAAAUCGGCAAGUAUACGCUGAAGGUGAAAGCCAAUCAGAUGUUUGGAGAAAAGCGGGUGUGCCAGUCUGACUCUGAUGUCCGCGAGGGCACCAUGAGGGUGAAGCCCACCACCUUCAGCAAGGCCCUGCAUCUCGAUGCCAAAGUGCACUGCCCCGUAUGCCAGUGCGAGUCGUUGAAGGCUGUGAAAUCCCAGCGUUGCAGUCUGAACGGAGACCUGAUCUGUGGAAAAUGCCAGUGUUAUGACGGCUGGUUGGGUCCGCACUGCAACUGCUCCGACAGCGACUCGAACGCCAACACGGCCCGCUGCAACGAGCCGGGCACCAAAGUGGCGUGCUCUGGGCGCGGAGACUGCCUGUGUGGCACCUGCGUCUGCCUCAACCCCAGCCAGAUCGAGGGCGAGUUCUGCCAGUUCGACAAGUCCCAGUGCACACGCUUUGGAGGAGCCCUCUGUAAUGAUCGUGGAAUCUGUUCCAUGGGUAAGUGUGUGUGUGAAUCCGGCUGGAACGGCCUAGCUUGCGAGUGUCCAAUCAGCAAUCAGACGUGCCUGGACAGCAAAGGGGUCAUGUGCAAUGGGCGAGGUGUGUGUAAGUGUGGUCGCUGUGAGUGUCAGAAGUUUGACAUGCCCCUUGGCCCUACCUGCGAACUCAGUGUUCGGGCCCAGCUGGGCAUGUGUGAGGACAGGCGUGCGUGUGUGCAGUGCCAGGCGUGGAAGACGGGGGAGAAGAAGGACGCGGAGGAGUGCAAGAACUGCCCCUUCAAGGUCCUCAUGGUGGACGAGCUCAAACCCAAGGAAGAAGUGUUUGAGUCGUGCAGCUUCCGUGAUGAGGACGACGACUGCACCUAUCACUACACAGUGGGGUCGGAUCCCAAGAUGAAGGAGACUACUGUGGAGGUGCUGAAGAAGAAAGACUGUCCUCCUGGCGGGUUCCUGUGGCUCAUCCCUCUCAUCAUGUUCCUCAUGCUGCUGCUGGGUCUGCUGCUGCUCUGCUGUUGGAAGUACUGCGCCUGCUGCAAGGCCUGUUUGGCGUUGCUUCCCUGCUGUGGUAGAGGUCGCACGGUGGGCUUUAAGGAGGACCACUACAUGCUGCAGCAGUCGCUGCUGACCUCUGACCACCUGGACACCCCCAUGGUGCGCACCGGCCCCCCCAAGAGCACCGACGUGGUGCGCUGGAAGAUCACCGACAACGUGCACCGCGGAGCCGACCACCCCCUGGCCCGCGUCCAGCCCAACCCCAAAGAGACCAUCCAGUUCCCUCUCUCCCUGCGUCUGAACCGUCUGUUCUCCGAGAGUCUGUCUCGCCCAGAGAGCCGUGAUGCAGAGGCCCUCCGCCACGAGGUGGAGGACAACCUGAAUGAAGUGUACAAGCAGAUCCCUGGGUCUCACAAAGUCACCGGCACUACCUUCAGGACCCAGAGAAAUGCUGGCAAAAGGCAGAACAACACCAUCGUGGACACGGUUCUUGCGGCCCCUCGCUCCGCGUACCCCGAAAUCGUCAAGCUGACCAACAAGCAGGUGCAGGCCAGUACCUUCAGCAACAUGAAGGUCGUCCCGGGCUACUUCACCGUGGCAACAGACCGAGAGGCCACGGGGGCGGUGGAGCUACAGGAAGGUGUGGAGUCCGUGGACGUGCGUGUGCCGCUCUUCAUCAAAGACGAGGAUGAGGAGAAGAAGCAGCUGCAGGUGGAGGCUCUCGACGUGCCCGUCGGCAUCGCCACGCUCGGCCGCAAAUUCGUCAACAUCACCGUCGUCAAGGAGCACGCCAAGAGCAUCCUGACAUUCCUGCAGCCUGCGUACACAUACAGUCGGCAAGAUGGCGUGGCUAACAUCCCCAUCAGCCGCGAGAUCAUCGAAGACGGACGCACACAGGUCACCUACCGCUCCCGGGACCUCACCGCCAAGGACAAGAAGGACUAUAUGACUGUGGAGGGGGAUCUGACCUAUCAGCCGGGCGAGACUCAGAAGAUGGUUCCCGUGAAGCUGCUGGAGCUGGGCGAAACCGACGGCCUGCUGGAUGACCGGCAGGUCAAACAGUUUGUCAUGGACCUGAGCAACCCGCGCCAGGGUGCCAAACUGGGCCGCUACCCCCGCACCACCAUCACCAUCGCAGACAAGCCUGAGCCCAGUGUGAUGAUGUUUAAGAAGGGCACCCAGACCUUCACGACCUCUGACCCUGUCUACAACAUUCCCGUGGUCCGAACCCGGAACCUGGAGGGCCCGGCCACCGUGCACUGGCGGACACGGAAGGCGUCUCGCUUCGAGAUGUCCGGCCCGCUGAAGUUCGGCCCGGGCGAGAGCGAGAAGAACGUUGUGAUCGACGCACGCUCCCAUCCAGGCCCCAUCAACCCCGAGACCUUCCAGCUGGAGCUGUUUGAGCCGGGCCCCAACGCCGCCGUCGGAGAGAGGAAGACCACACUGGUCAAUGUCACUGACCCUGGCGGCGAUAUGAAGACCCAGGACAUGAUCCCGCUGCAGAGUAUGGGCUUCAUGAACCAGCAGCAGACGUCCCCAGGAGGAGUGCCCUUCUCCCCCACCAACAUCAAGGCCAGCGCCACCGGCCCCCGGAACAUCCGCCUCAACUGGACCCCCGUGCCCGGGGCCCUCGGCUACAAGGUGAAACACUGGAUCUACGGAGACGCAGAGGAGGAUGGUCAGGUGACCGACGUGAAGUCGCCCCAGGCCGAGCUGACCAACCUGUACCCGUACUGCGACUACGAGAUGCGGGUGUGCAGCUACAACGCCAUGGGAGAGGGCGGGUACAGCGACAUGGUGCCCUGCCAGACCCUGGAGGAUGUCCCCAGUGAGCCGGGUCGGCUGGCCUUCAACGUCCUGAGCCCCACGGUCACUCAGGUGAGCUGGGCCGAGCCCGCGGAGCCCAACGGCGUCAUCACAGACUACGAGGUCAUCUACACGCCCAUCGACGAGGACAGCAAGCCCAUUGGCACGGACAAGAAGGUGAAGAUCAACAAUGCAAAGAAGCGCAUGUUGCUGAUCGAGAACCUGCAGCCCAACCAGACGUACCGCUACAAGGUGCGGGCCAAGAACAGCAUUGGGUGGGGACCGUUCCGCGACGCCACCAUCAACCUGGCGUCGCAGCCCAGCAGACCGAUGUCCAUUCCCAUCAUCCCUGACAUCCCCAUCGUGGAUGCGGAGGCGGGUGACGAGUAUGACAGCUACCUGAUGUACAGUAACGAGGUGCUGCGGACCCCUAGCAGCUCCAAGAGCCCCAGUGUGGUCGGAGACGACCAUACCAACGUGAACGGCAAGUGGGACCAGAGUUUCUUGUACCCCGGAGGUUCCGGCUCUCUCACUGGCUCCCUCUCGCGCAACAUCAGCUCUGCGUCGUCCAGCUACAACCAGCUGUCGCCCCUUCCUCACGGCAGCUACAAACACGGAAGCUCUGCUGGCAGCAUGACCAUGGAGACCACCACCACAUACGUGUCAGGCCAAGGGGGCUCGAUGUCACGGCAGGUUAUCUCAAAAGGCGGAGUCCCGUCCGGAGAGGUGAUCAUGAGGAAGCGUUCGGAGAACCGCGGUUACUAUGACGAGAACGUGCGGGAUUCCAUUGUCAUGGGCGAUUUGCAGGCUGGAUUCAUGGACAGCAUGAGUGGCUCAGGCUACACUAAGACCAGCCUCAGCAUGAAUGCCAGCUCCAGGGGGCGCACGCAGUCGGAGGAUGUGAACGAUGCCCUCAUGAACCUGGACAGGGUGCUCCUGGAGACCCGGAUGAACCCUGGUGUCCCCGACACCCCGACCCGCCUGGUGUUCUCGGCCCUGGGGCCCACGGCCCUGAAGGUCAGCUGGCAGGAGCCCCACUGCGAGAGGGACAUCCUGGGCUACUGCGUCCUCUACCAGCUGCUCAACGGAGGCGAGACGAAGCGCAUCGACGUGAGCAACCCGGCGCAGAACUCGGUGGUGGUGCAGGAGCUGCUGCCCAACCACUCGUACGUCUUCAAGGUCAAGGGUCAGAGCCAGGAGGGAUGGGGCCCCGAGAGGGAGGGCGUCAUCACCAUCGAGUCCGCCGUCGACCCCAACAGCCCCCUCAGCCCCAUGCCUGGCUCUCCGUUCACUCUGAGCACGCCCAGUGCCCCGGGCCCGCUGGUGUUCACGGCGCUGAGCCCCGACACGCUGCAACUGAGCUGGGAGAAGCCGCGCAAACCCAACGGGGACAUCCUGGGCUACGUGGUCACCUGCCAGCAGCUGCACGGGGGAGGUGACUUGCGCUCCUUCCAGGUGGGCGGGGACAACGCGGAGACGAGCCUGACGGUGUCUGACCUGCAGGAGAACGUGCCCUACAAGUUCAAAGUUCAAGCGCGGACUACCCAGGGCUUCGGGCCCGAAAGAGAGGGCAUCAUCACCAUCGAGUCCCAGGAUGGAGGCUCCAUGUCUCAGUUUAACAGUCAGUCUAUGAGCAGCAGAGAGGUGUUCCAAAUGCCCGGAGAAUCCACCACGCACACCAGCGUCACACACACCAAUUUCGGCGGUCCCUACUUAUCUGGGGAUAUGCAAGAGGUCACGGGAGGCAUGAUGAUGACCACCCAGCGCAUGGAGAGCAGCGGAACCUUCACGCGUCAAGUGAUGCAGGAAGUGGUGCAGAGGGGCGUGGUCUCCAGCACAAGUGUGACCAAGCGCACAGAGAAUAAAUACUACGAGGCCUAAGGACAUAUUAAUAAACACACACACACACACACACACACACACACACACACACACACACACACACACACACACACACACACACACACACACACACACACACACAGACACAGAGAAUAAAUACUACGAGGCCUAAGGACAUAUUAGUAAACACACACACACACACACACACACUCAAAGCCAAUGCAAAAGGGACAAACUAGUUUUCUAAACAGGUCAGCGGUGUUACCUGUGAUUUUCCAGGUCGCACACAGGUGACCCUUUUGAGAGACAAUAGUGUGAGCUCUCCCUGUCUGUUACAAACCAUCCUCCCUUGCUCCCGCCCACGUCUCCAGGGUCACCAUGGGAACACAUUAUGGUCUAUUCUGUUUCGUCUCAUUGUAGGACUUGAACUCGUUUUUGAUUAUGAGUAUCAUCUCAAAAAGACCCUUCACAGAAUCUGCAGUCCUACCCUCCGUCUCCCAGAGCAGCACCACAGGGCCCAACAGCCUCGAGUGCCCUCUGAGGAAGGGUAUUAACGGCUCACAAAUGCCCUCUGUGCCCUGCCCAAGCCCUUUGGUCAGAGGGUUCAUUCACUGUUCCCUUUGAGACUUGCCCCCCCGUUCUGCCCCCGCUGUAGCAUCACCUGUGGGGCUUUGGAUUAGAGUGACCUGUCUGCCAGGGCUGAUUAGGGGAGAUUAUCCCCAGCGAGAGAUCCUACUGCCCAAGGCAAGUCAUGCCACGGCAAGUGAGGACUAUCUGCCCCUUAAUACCCCUGGUCAGAAACUGCCUAGUGUGUGUAUGUGUGUGUGUGGGGAGGGGGGGCAAGAGAGCCUAUCUACUCACCGGUCUGAGUUGCCCUGUUUUAAGGUAUAUCUGCAGUUGCUUAGUCAAGAUGAUGCCAUGAAAUGUAGAACACAGUCUUAGUAUCUGUGCCUUACAACCUGAGGUGAUUUUUACUGAGGAGACAUGAUCAUUUUUACACACAGGUUAUUUCCUUUUAAAUUGUUUGUUGUGUAGGUUUGAAGCAUCUCUCUGAACAUCAAACUCAAGUUAAAGUUAAAUCAAUUUUAAAACAUCUCUUGCGUCCUAUGCUUCAGGUAUUCAGCUUUCAGUGUUCCAUUGCUUCAGCAAGGGUUAAUGUAUUCAGACGAAAGAUUGUUUUGAUUUUUGUUUUGUUUUUUAUCAUAUUCCAGAUAUGUUGUUUUAUAUUCUUUCAGUUUUACAUUGAUAUCAUUUUAUGUGAGGAUUUUCAGUUGAAACAGUAUCUCGCCGAUGUUUUGAUGUAGUCGGACAGGUUGUCAACAGAUUUUGUUCCACCAUACCAAAAUCAUUGCCAUGUUUGUUUGAAAGGUUUUGGUUCCACUGGGUCAUUGUGUAGAAACACUGAACUCCUACCACUGCCUGUAAUGGUUUUCUAAUACGCAUGUCAACAACAUUGCACUUAAUGAAAUUAUAAUUGUAAAACAU
This is a messenger RNA of Sardina pilchardus (European sardine), 7780 nucleotides long. RefSeq names its product integrin, beta 4 (gene itgb4). The transcript has 42 exons. Lineage: Eukaryota; Metazoa; Chordata; Actinopteri; Clupeiformes; Clupeidae. Gene Ontology annotation, molecular function: integrin binding. The record is from RefSeq and is a predicted model, not a curated record. Gene Ontology annotation, cellular component: focal adhesion; membrane; cell surface. Bases 476 to 6334 code for a protein of 1952 amino acids. Gene Ontology annotation, biological process: cell adhesion mediated by integrin; cell communication; cell migration.